CAAACUGAUGAAAGACCAUCUCACACACCAUGAACUGAAAAGGACAACACAAUGAAGAGCACAGCUUGGCAGCCAUAUUGAGACAGGCAUGCGGCCUGUUCUGAAGAAAGCUGACCACAAAUGAUGCCUUAACUAGAGACAUUUUAAGUAACUAACAAGUCUGUGUGCUGCCUGAAACUACACAUCACCAUUUAUCAGGUCAUCUCUGUAAGAUAUAUCCAUCAUAAUGAGUUUUGCAAAUGAUAAAGUAUACAAUGAAUACAUGCGUCCAAAUCUUGCACUUUAUGUGAGAAGAGUGAGACCAAGAGAGAUUUUACGCCAUCUUCCAUGCCUCUCAGACUCUGAAAAGGGAGAAAUCACUGCCAAUUAUACCCAGAAUGGCGAUGAGUCUGGUAUGGAGCUGUUGAUAGCUCUGCUCAAAAGAAAGCAGAAUUGGGCCCCUAACUUUAUUACUGCACUGCGAGAGACGGAGCACACAGAUCUUGCAGAUGAAAUGCAGUAUCACUUUGAUAAAUAUUCAAAAACUUCAGGUCAGUGCAGAACAGCUGCACCAACACAUCCAUCCGCUGCUUCUGUUGUCAGCAGUCCUCCACCAUCACUAAGCUUGGCAGAAUACAGUGAACAAAAUCAUCAUUCAAUGCCUUCCCCAGUAAUACAACAAAAUCCAGUAAGAAACAACUUCGCAGAAGAAUCCACGAUUAACGAAAACCUUGAAGUUCACCAAAACAUUCAGCCCAGUUCAGUUCCUUCUCCUUCUACUGUGUGUGACCCUGUUCUUCCAGUACCCAAUGAUUCCUUUCAACAUACUUUGCCUUCAAGCUCAGAUUCAGUACAGUUGUCUGUACAAAUGGAUCCAUCUUUGGCACCUGCUUUCUCUAAUCCUACAUUUGGUAUUGAUGCAUCUGUGCAAACAUCUGUUCCACCAAACCAAUCCCAACAGUUAUAUUGUCCCGACAGGGUUAAUCCCUGUGCUUCUGGGAACACUGAAAACUUAAAUUCUACUGCUGCAAUACUCAGACCUGACCCAGAAAAGAGUCAAAAUCCUUGCGGAAAGUCUUCAUCUUCCGAGCCAUUACAAGUGGUUCAUUCUACUCUAGAUGUAUCCCGCCCCUCUAAUGAUGAGUCUUCAAGGAAUCGCAUAACUAAUCUACCAGCUAGCAAACACCUACAUUCAACAGAAACUAAAAUGCCCGUUCAAGAAACUGUUUCUCCAGAUAAGACACCCACAUCCACAUCAAGUAGUAAACAAAAGCAAAAAACGACUGAAAAUAUCAGCCAGACUGUGCACCAGAUAAAACAAGAUGCUCCCAGAAUUCCCCAGUGUCAGUUUUCCACCACACAUGCUGCUGCAUGUGGAGAAAGAGCCGAAAAUAUAUUGGAAGAAGAAAAUUUUAGCAAGCCUGGAAUGCUGAGGUCAGAGCUUUUUCCAAGUCUAUCUGAGGAACCUUCAUCAGCUUACUCUGGAGGUUCAGCGAGACUAGAAAUAAGUAAUGUUUCAUCAGAGAGUGAAGAAACUACUGUGGAGAAUAAUCCAGAGGAAAAUCACUACAUGUUUAGAAGUUUGUUGGAUAGUUCUCCUUCUCAAAGUAUGUUAGAGGAAGGGGCUUUCAAUAGAAAUCAGCAUUAUAAUGAUCCAAAUUCCUCAUGGCCAAGUCCUUUUGGAACUGUCUUGUACAGAGGUACACCACCUGAAGAAAACACAUACAGUUCCUUCUCUUCAUUAGGGGUGAAAGAGAUUACAUUUUCUGAAGAGCCUGUCAAUGAUCAAGUCAGUGCUGCAAAUGAAGUUUCUGCUGCAAGGGCUUGUUCUAAUACCAGGAAUGAUUAUUGGAGCGCAGACAGAAGCAUGCCUAAUGUUUCAGCAUCCACAGAGAAAAAGAAGGAUGAUGCAACUAGACCAUCAAAUCGUUACUUGACUUUAGCAGUCCUAAUUGGUGCAAUGGCAGUUUUGGUAUUCAUCUGGAAAAAGAUGCACAAGUGACAUACUUGGAUUAAAACGUGGCACUUUUGUUGUGCAUUUUUACUGUUCUUUUUCACUAAGUUCAUAACUCAUAUUAUGUUAGCUUUUCCUUACUUCGUAGCAUACACACAGUAUGUUUUAAUUUUAAAGUAUGGUUACUCUUAUUGUGUUAAUAUGAUUUUAUUUUCAGGUACACAUUAAAAUAUGAAUACUUACAGCUAGGGGUGAGCAGUAUGACCAAAAUUCUAUAUCACGGUAUUUUUCUAAAUUAUCCCGGUUUCACGGUAUUCGAUGGUAUUUUUUUCCCCAUGCAUGAGUGGAUGUUAACCACAUUUUCCACUGAAAUUACUGGCUAAGAAUAACCUAUUCCACUGUCAAGAGUAUUAUACACUGUACAAAAAAAACAUUUUAAUGUGCACACAAGUAUUAAUACAGUUUUGCAUUGCCCCAUAAAGUGAUAGUUUUCAAGGGGGUGGCACUAAUGGAGAAGGUAUCACAUUGCAUGACAGAUGCAGUCAAAAUAUAGAACCUUUUUAUUGAACAAAUUUUGCAAAAACUUAAAACUAUAAUUUUGACAACAUAUUUUCAACCAUACAAAGAGGCAUUUAGACUUAGUAAAAUAUCCAGAAGUGUUUGUCAAAAGUUGUAUUGCACUGAAUAUGUCUUAGAAAAGGAAUAAAUAGUAAAUAUUUUUUGUAAACCAACUACACUUUCUGUUAAUGUUAACAAUCUCUGUCCACUGACACGUUAAAGUGACUUUUUAAACAACUUUAUCAUCAUUAAACUGCAUAAUAUUUAAACUAAUAAAAAUAACAAUAAAAUAAAUAAUAGUAUUAUUACUGAUAGUUGCACUAUUACUUCAAGACUUCAAGCCCAGGUGCAUUACACAGUAUUCACCAAAAUAAAAUAAAAUAAAACAAGUGCAACUUGGUGAUGACAUCUUUACCAACUGAACCAUCAUUUAGGCAAACUGCAUUAAUAUGGACCUUGCUUCAAGCUAAGCUAUAUGCAUAAAUAAUAUACCUGCAACUUGCAUUUAUAAUGCUAUUUGUGGUAUAGCCCUACGGAAUCGUAUUAGGGCCACGGUGAAGAAAAAAAAUAAUACGGACACGGAAGAAAAAAACAAACUAUAUGUCGAGAAUAAAGUCAACAUUUUCACUUUAUUCUCACCGUUUAUGUUGAGAUUAAAGUCGACAUUUCCACUUUAUUCUUAUAGUUUAUGUCGAGAAUAAAGUCAACAUUUUCACUUUAUUCUCGCCGUUUAUGUUGAGAUUAAAGUCGACAUUUCCACUUUAUUCUUAUAGUUUACUUCAUAAUUAAAGUAGAAUGUCGUAAACUAAACUUCUUCCUAAAAUCAAUGUUUAAUUUACUAGAUUUUGUCAAACCCCGUCAUAAGUUAAUGCAGCACAUUAAAUGCUUUGUGUUGUGUUCCCCGACCCAGUUGUUAAUCACUACACUUCUUAAACUGACUUCCUCUGCACUAAGAGGAGUCAGCGAUCACCAUACAGAAUCCAUUCACUUCAUGAUAUUCCUGCUCUCUAAAAAUUUAGAAUGCUAAGAUAAAUACUUGAUAUCAUUUUCAUGAUGAAAUGCAUUAAAGCAGGCAUUAAACAUGCACGGUAGUGAGGCGGUAGUGCUGCUCCCUCGCAGUAAGGGGUCCCCAGGUGUAUGUUCAGUGUAGAGAACUUUAUCGCAGGUGUGACGAGGCUCCAAAAAACUGGAUGUAUGAAUGGGUAUCGCACAGGUUUAACUUAAAUAUUGUAUAAAUGUUGGGUUUGUGAUCUGGUGGUCGGAGACACGAACACAGAAUUCAAUGCAUGUUCUUCUGAGCAGGCUUUCUUUAUUGCACGCGUGCUGUCUCUAUCUGAUGUACUAAAACCCCAGUUCCUAUCCGUCCUUUUUCUUUCUCCACAUAACCAAUCACCACACGAUAAACGUCUUUGUGAAAUUAAAACUAGUUAUAAACUUAGCCCACGGAGUGUUCAGAAAUUUAAAAAUAUCUUCGUUAUACAUGUUUAAUUAUGCCAUCCAUUCAGAGUUGCGCCCAUCUCUGAACGAGUCGCCUACACAUCGAAGGAUGAAUACAAGCAAAACAUAACACUAGCAGGGUCAAUAUAGCACAACAAAACCCCACAUCCUACAUGACUUUGAAAGGUAACUGAAGCACCGAGUAAACCCACCAGAGAAACAUGCAAAUGCAAGGCAGGCACGCCGCCGUGCCCCCAUAUGAUUAAUGCAUGCUUUAAUGCAUUUCACCAUGAAAAUUAUAUUAAGUAUUUAUUUUAGCAUUCUAAAUGUUCAGAGAGAAGGAAGAUCAUGAAGUGAAUGUAUUCUGUGCGGCGAUCGCUGCCAGCGCCUCCUCUUAGUGCAAGAAGAAGUCAGUUUAAGAAUCACUUAACACAAAGCAUUUAAUGUGCUAUAUAACUUAUGACGGGGUUUGAAAACAUGUCGUCACACUAUUACACAGUACCCAGGUACAUUACACUGUAUUGAAAACAAAUAAAACAAGUACAACUUGGCUUGCAGUAUUAUCCAGUAGUAUAGAAACAGUAUUUACACAUCUGACCUUUUAAAACUAAAGUAUCUCCAGGCUCUCUGUCCAUUUUCACCACGCAGCAUUCCUAUGCUACCGCCCACUAUUUGGUGGUGUAGCAGUGAAAAAGAGCCCUAGUGCAACAAAUCUGUGUUUAGCGGUGUAGCAGUGAAAAAGGUCCCCACUUGAACAGUUUCCCGCUGUGCCACGUUCCGAGCGUCGUUUAGGCAAUUUAAACCGGUGCUGCGGUACAAGAAAAAUCCAUAUCAUAAAAAAAAUAAAAAACGGUUUUCGGUAUGAACCGGUAUACCGCCCAGCACUACUUACAGCUAUACAUAUUAUUGGUAACACUGAGCAGAACUUUUAACUUUUGUAUUGAAAUUAUGCUCUUUGAAUAAAUUAUCACAAGUUGCGAAUCAUAUCAAACUAUAAAUAUGACAUUUUUCCAGGGUGAGCACUACCCCACUUCAUAUAUAGACCAGUUGAUUGGUAAAGGAAGACAGUGUCUUCUACACUUUCCAGUAGGUCAGAUAUAUACUGCUUUCUUUCUACAACUGACGUGUACAGCCUGUUUAACGACAGUUGGGUUAGUCAAAUAACAAACAGGACUGUUAAAUUGUUAAGUAGGUUUGAAGGCUUUUGGCAGAACGAAUGCAUAACAUUGAGACAUUGAAAAGGGUAAAGUCUAUAAAGUAACAUUGAUUUUUUUAAUUUCUUCAUAGGGAGUGCAAACAAAAGACAAAUUAUAACGUGGAAGUAACAAGCACAAUAUACCGCAAAUUCAAUGUUACUGCUGUAUUAGGAUCCCAGCGGGGUGUGAAACUUGAACUGAAGCAAUGAGGGACAUCAUUUGAGAUGAUUCACCCAAUAAAUGCUUAUCAGUAUUUAAUACAACUUGGGUUAUUGUUCAUAUAUUUAAUGUUUCAAUAUCUUUGAUAAACCACAAAUUAAGUGUGGUUUUGAGAAUGAUAUUGUACUCAUCUUAGUCUAUAAACUGUUGUGACAAAUCUGGAAAAAUCUAGGCACAUAGUUUGUUAAAUACUCAGUACCAUAAAAUAGUUAGAAAAGCUUUAGUUUCUCCUUUUAUAUAUUUUAAUUUAUUCCUCAUUUAUAGCCCAAGUAUGUUUCUUUUUGUAACUUCAUGUUGAACAAUUGGUAAAUAAUCUACCGCCCCAGCCAGGAGCAAGAGUUAGCCAUCAAGAUGUUUCAUUCAUUAAGAACUGCUUUUGUCACUUUUAUGAAUUCACUUAAAUUCAUUUUUGUGAUAUUGUGUAUUAUCAGCCUGAUAUUUCAUAGUCCUUAAUCUGUUUAAAGCAGUACCAUGGUAGUGGAGUGUGACAGUAUAUUUUGGGUUAUCAGUGUAAUUUUUGUUCACUUUCCAGGAAAACAAAAAUCAUUCAUACUUUAAUAUUCAAAAGUCUGUCUCUAAAGUGACAAUUAAUAUAGUACAUUUACUGUAGCUACUUUUUCUAAUCAUUAUAUGCUAGUAAUUACUAUUACUACUGUAAUAGCAGUCUAGGACAUAUGAUCUGAAACAAUUCUGACAGCCUACCCUUCCUGGGAAAGAGACUGUCCUGCAUUUCAGUGUUAUAUGUAGAAUAAUCAUCCAUCCAUCCAUCCAUUUUCCAACCCGCUGAAUCUGAACACAGGGUCACGGGGGUCUGCUGGAGCCAAUCCCAGCCAACACAGGGCACAAGGCAGGAAACAAUCCUGGGCAGGGUGCCAACCCACCGCAGUAGAAUAAUCAUUGUUUUCUUUAAUUCUGGUAAACCCAUUCCCUACAGCCCCACAGCUUCUAUUAUUUCUUUUCUCAAAGGACUCAGGGUUGUGUUAUACUUUUGCUUUUUUGUGUGCAUUUAUUAACAAGAGUUCAUUUAUGCUGUAUGAUGUUGGAAUUCAUCACACUUUCUCAGCAUACAUGAACUGUGAGUUACAAAUACAGAUAACCUGGUAGUGUUGGUAUGUAACACCUUUCAUAGUAAGCAUUCUGUCCCUCUAAGGUAAUGUCGACUCCUCCAGAAAUGAUCUAUUGAGAACACACAGGUAGGCAUGUGAGGCCAAUACAUUUAAUGCACUGUUGACAGAACAUUUUACUCCACAUACUUUUUCUCUGAUUUACUGUAUGCUUUGGCCUUAACUUUUCAAAAAGUGCUGCUUUCUAUUAUGCAUGUGUGUCAUUGCUUGUUUGUGAUAUAAUAAGAAAUAACCUUGAAAUUCUACAUUUGUGUGGCUGCUUCAUACAGAGAAAAUGUUCACAGAUGUUAAUAAACACAUUAAGGUAUACAACACAAGGCAGUAAAGGAACAGUACACAGAAUUGCUGGGUAGGUAACUGUUUUAGUAAGAGGUCUCUUACACAUUCUGAGCAGGGUUAAUGUUUGUCAUCAUGUUGAGAAAAUAAAAACAGUUAUAUUGUUUGGUUGUACUGGGACCGCUUACGUUUGCUCAUUUAUUAGGAUAGACACUGUAGCUCUCUUGGGAACGUUUAACAUGAAUUUAAAAUAAACCAUUUCAGCCAGUUCAGUUUGUUGGCUUUUAUUUUGAUAAAAGUGUCUUUUUUUUUAAUGUG
Molecule: messenger RNA, 7061 nt
Organism: Erpetoichthys calabaricus (reedfish)
Lineage: Eukaryota; Metazoa; Chordata; Cladistia; Polypteriformes; Polypteridae
Gene: mavs
Product: mitochondrial antiviral signaling protein
Exons: 5
Coding region: 227-1981 (584 amino acids)
Source: RefSeq, a predicted model, not a curated record